Messenger RNA from Euleptes europaea (tarantolino), 5643 nucleotides. RefSeq names its product CDK5 regulatory subunit associated protein 2 (gene CDK5RAP2). The transcript is spliced from 38 exons. NCBI's taxonomy places the organism in Eukaryota, Metazoa, Chordata, Lepidosauria, Squamata, Sphaerodactylidae. Gene Ontology annotation, molecular function: gamma-tubulin binding; microtubule binding; calmodulin binding. Gene Ontology annotation, biological process: centriole replication; negative regulation of centriole replication; chromosome segregation. Gene Ontology annotation, cellular component: microtubule plus-end; perinuclear region of cytoplasm; microtubule organizing center. The record is from RefSeq and is a predicted model, not a curated record. The coding region runs from base 118 to 5643 and encodes 1841 amino acids.
GGCGAGAGGCUUCUGCGCUCGUUUGAAUUCCAUCCCCGCCGCCAAACUCGGACAAUAACAGCCAGUGUCACCGGCGGAGGAGUCGCAGCUGCCCGCCCGUCUCCCUCCUCGCCCGCCAUGGACUCCUUCCCGGGAGAAGACCCCACCUUGCCUGUGGAGUUCAACGGCAGUGUCAACUUUUCCCGACUGCCAGAUGUCUCAGGGGAUGAAAUUCGUAUCCCUUUGGGAGGUGGCGGAGCUUUACCAGAUGUGGCGGAAGACACAGUUUCACCCACCAGAGCACGGACCAUGAAGGAUUUUGAAAAUCAAAUCACUGAGCUGCGAAAAGAGAACUUCAAUCUGAAACUGCGCAUAUAUUUUCUGGAAGAACGAAUGCAGCAGAAAUUUGAUGGUCCAAGUGAAGAGAUCUACCGAAUUAAUAUUGAACUCAAAGUUGAAUUGGAAAGCCUGAAACGAGAGCUGCAGGAACGGGAACGAUUGCUCGUCAAGGCUUCAAAAGCAGUGGAAAGCUUGGCUCAGGGUGGUGAUGCUGAAAUCCAGCGUGUGCAGGAAGAGGCUCAUAAGAAGCUUCAGCAAGUAGAAGAAGAUUUGACAAGAAGAAUAAACCUUUUGGAAGAGGAUCUUAAAACUGCGCAUGAAGAACUAGAAAAAGCAUUUGCAGUGACAGAACGGGAGCGGGUUCUAAGGAUGGCUGCUGAUCAUCAGCUCUCUUUGCUUACAAAUAUCCCGCCCAAGGAUCUGGACAUGGUGGUGGCACUCGAAGAAAAAGACAGGUGUAUAGAGCAGCUGAGACUAUCACUGAAAAACAAAGAAGCUCUCAUCCAGCACCUGGAAGAGGCCCAGUCCAAAGCUGGAUUUUCUGAGGAGAAUUUGUCAGCAGAGAAAACCCAAGCUUUGAUGGAUGAAAAAGAGCGGGAGUUGGAGGCUCUCAGAAAAGAGCUCCGAAAUGAGCAAAAUGAAUCAGAAGAACGAAUUCAGUCGCUCCAGGAGGAGCUGCAUGAACGGGAGAGGGAGCUUUCUGUGGAAAGGAGAAAUGCUUUGAAACGAGACAAAACUAUCCAGGGGUUAACAGUCGCUUUAAAGACCAAGGAAGACGAGAAUGAAGAGCUUAGUUCUGAAUUGGAAAGUUUAAAUGCCUCAUUGGUCAAGGCGAGAGAGGCCACUCAUAAAGCCCAGAUGCAGUCGUUCAAGGGCACCGAAGAUUACCAGGCCCUCUUGACGGAGAAAGAAAACCUCCUGGCGGAGCUGCGCUCUGAAAAUCUGACCAAAGACAUGGAGAACCGUAAGCUCCAGCGGAGAAUGAAGAGGACCGAUCAAGAGCUGGCCGACCUGCAGCUCGAGAGGGAGAGGCUGCUGAAGGAGCUUGAGGAAGCCCAGGCACAGAAGAACAGAAGUGACAAAGCCAUUAAUGAGCUAGAUGGGAUGAUUAAAGAAAAGGAUAGGGAGCUGGAGGAGUUGUCUGCAAAGUCUCAAAGUCUUUUAAACGAUAAAGUGAUUCUGCAGAGGGAGAACAAAGCCUUGGCAAAGGAAAAGUGUGCCGCUGAGUCUCAACAGCCCGAGAUCAAAAUGUUCCAAGGAUUUGAGCAAGCAAAGGAAUCUGAAUAUGCAGCAGUGAUUGAAGCCCUGCGAAAAGAACGUGAUGUUUUUUCGGAUCUGAUAAAGUCUCUGAAAGAUGCUGAAGGGAUAAAUAACCUGCAAGCAGAGCUGAGCAACAUUUCUCUGUUACGCAAGCAACUGGAGGAUGACAUCUUGGCAAACUGGAAUUUGCGGAAAGAACUGGAAGAGCAAAUCAAGGCGAACAAAGGGGAAGAGGAAACGUUGUUUUCUUGGGGUGAGCAGACCUCUUACAUGAGCAUUUGCUUAGGCGAACAAGAUCCCUUGAAUUUGCGGAUAGACCAGCUGUCCCUGGAAGAACUUAAGAAAAAGAUUACUGAGCUCUUCUUGGUGGUGAAGGAGCUGCAUGCAGUAAAUCAAGCUCUCAAACAGAAGCAACAGGAUGGUUCCAAGUUGGAGUCUGUGGCAAAGGAAACACAGCAACCAUUUGACGAGAAUGAGUUUCUUAAAAGAACAGAAGAAAGCAGGUCCGAAACUGAAGCUUAUGACGAAGAGAUGAGCACCCUGAGUUCCCAGCAACCUGAGGAGGACAGUAAGGUAAUUCCUUCAGACUCUUCCGACAGACAGAGUUGGAAUUCCAAUAAACUCGUGUUUGAACGUGAUCCAGCUGUUGGCGAUUGCUUAGGAGGAAGCCAGGUGGGCAAAUGCGAAGCUCAAGAAAGGAGUUCGCUGGUGUCUCUUUUAAAUGAAAAUGAAGCAUCGGCACUUGACUCUCGACAAGAACAAAUGAAAUCUGCAAACAAACUCUUAGAUCAUCUAAGCACAACUGAGCAAGACAGGUUGAGUGAGGAUCUGGAGAAUAAAGACGAGAAAGACCUUAAGCAACUGAUUAUUCAACUGAGGGCUGAACUCCAGCACUGCACAGAAGUAAAUAAAUUCUUAAAGCAGCGUGUGGAAUUGAAGCCGACUUUGGCAGAGAAAGCACUGCUUGAUCCCACUCCAGAGCUGGGGAUUAAUGCAAAUAUUGAAUUGUCAAAAGCAGAAGUGAAAGAAUCGGCUACACAGACAACGGCUGUUGAGGGUAAAGGCAUGGGACUGAAACAUGAAGGCAAUAUCGCAGGCUCUGAAGACAAAGGCAAAUCUUCACAAUUAAACCGGAAGUGGGAGCUGUGGCAAGAGACGGCAGAUCUGAAGAGCAACCGACGGGAGAACCUCCCACUCACGAGCAGAACAAAUAAAAGCGAUUCUAAUCAUCCAGCCAAUAAAUCCCGUUUGCCCAUUUUACUGAAAUCGUCGAGGUCGCUGGGAAACAUUCCCUUAAGCAUCCGCACGCAGAAGCCCGACAUGUAUCUUCAGUAUCGCAUCCUCACCUUGGAUGAAGAUCUGAACGACAACUGUGAACAAUCCAAGUCACUUCAAGACGAUUCACAGAUGAGCAAAGCUGCCAAUGGGAGACCUGAACAAGAAGGGGUAUUAGUAGGAGCUGAAUCCUUGAUCCAGCUGGAUUGCUCGGAAGCAGGCGAUAGUUCGGUCAGUGGUGACAUCAAAGAAGAGACGAGCAAGGACCAGAGCAGAACCCAAAAAACAGAAGCUACCGAACAUGAGCCUUAUCCUUGCGCCCUGGAAGUGCGAAAUCAAGAGGUUUCUUUCCUGGAUAAACCCGAUGUUGAUUCAGCUACUACAUAUUCCGGGUCCAAGAGCCUGCUCUCCCUCAAGCUGAGCGUAACGAGCACCGAUGCUUUUGACGGGGACGCCAUCGAUGACGUUGAGGAACUGCGACAAAGAGUUAAGGAUUUGAAAGCCGACCUGGCAAAGUACAGAGCGCUGCUGCUCCACUUGCAGCCUGCCAAGCAGCUCCUCCCCGGGGAUGUUUUCAAUAUCGUCCACGGGGACGGAGAGUUGCCCAAGGACAGCCACUUUCUCCCAAUGCUAGACGUUGGUAGGCCGGACGCAAAGGUGUUAUUUGGCAGCCUCCAGCAGAUCGAUUAUCAAAUCCACAUUGAGAAUCUGACGUAUCCAGCCACAGAAAAUCAGAACGAAGUCACCGUCGAGAAGCUUCAAGAGCUGCUGCUGGAAAAUGAGGCUGAGCUGGAAAAAGAGCAGAUUGCAAAUAUGCACCUCCUGGACGAAGUGUACCGUCUACAAAGCAAGCUCAAAGGCGUUUUGCCACUGAGGUACAACCCUCCGACCCUCUCGCUGGAGCACGAGUCCUCCGGCCAGCACCAGCAAUUUCAAGACAGCCACGGCGCCUGUGUAACUUACCGCCAGCACCUCUCCGACCUGAUCAAAGCGUUUGAGGAACUCCUGCAGGCCAGUGAAGUGGAUUGCUAUGUCGCCGAGGGCUUCCGCGAGCAGCUCAAUCAGAGCGUCCAGCUGUUCGAGAGGCUGGAGAAGCUGUGCUUGUACGGAGAGUCAUUAGAUGAUGAAAUGACUAAACUUUGCAGAGUUGCCCGAAGCCUGUCCAACUUUGAGAUGGCAGAAAAGUCGCCCAUUUCGAACUCACUGGAGCGUAAACAAGAAGGUGUCGAGCAGGCAAGGGAGCAGCAGGCCGUUGUGCCAGCCAAGUUUCCCCCAGAACUGUUAAUGGAGCAUCUCCAAGAAAUUCGAAUGCUGAGGCACCAGCUCGAAGAAUCCAUUAAAACCAACGAUCGCUUGAGGAAGCAGCUGGAGCAGCAGGUGGCCGACUCCGCCCCGGACCAAGGCAGUCCCGCAAACGUUUGUAUCCAUGGCUCAGAGCAACAUGAUUCCCUGACUUCUGAAAUUCAUUUCCUGAGGAAGCAAAAUCAGCUGCUGAACAUAAUGCUGGCGAACGGAUCUCGAGACAAACAAAAGGAAAACGAAAAGUUGCGUGAAUCACUUUCAAAGAAGCAUAUUAUUGUUGAGCGCCUGCACAAGGACUUCGAGUACAUGAAAAAAGAAAACGAGAAGCUGCAAAAAGAAGUGGGCAAGAGGGAGGAAGAAAACGGGCAGCUGACGCAUGAAGUUUAUAACAUCAGAAAUGAGUUAAAUAGGCUGCAGACAGAACUGAACGCAAAACAGCGCCAGCAGUUGGAGAACGACAAAUUGCUGCACUCGCUGCAACUUGAGCUCAAGGUGUACGAAAAGUUAGACGAAACAAUCAAAAGUCAAAAAGAUCUCAGCCGUGACGGAUCAGACGAGUGCUGGAAAGAUCAAAACAGCCCACUUGACUUGCAUGAACUAUUAACUGAAAUACGGGACUUGAGAGCACAGCUUGAAAGAAGCAUCCAGGCAAACAGGACGUUGCACGAAAAACUCGAAGAGCAGCUUUCAAGAGGCAGGAGACAGAAAGCCAGCUCAGGGUCGACUGUGAAUAUCAACUACCUUUUGAAACAAGAACUGCAGCAUUACACUGGGAUCAAUGAGUUCAGAUUCCCCACGGCCGACAGCAAUGUCCUUGCCUUACAGCAGAAAUACGGGUGCUGCACGUUGCCAUUGAAAGCAGAUGCAGAGCUAUCUUUGGAUGAUUCGGACAGAUCUUCCCAGGGCAGCUCCUCAGCUAGCCAAUCCCAUGAGCCUUGUGUUGUUCCUGGCCAUUGCGUGUGGGCGGACAAAAAUGGCAGGCAUGUCCUUGGUUUGGUUGAGGACUAUAACUCUUUACGGAAGCAGAUCUCUGGAACGCGAAAGCUGCUGUCUGAAGUGGAGCUUCCUCUGGAACAUCAGGAGCUUGGAGUGAAGGUUGCAUGCCAAGCAUCUCUGGACAGACAUUCUUCAGCCAUCUGUGCUGCGCGGCGCAACUUGGAAGAAGCGGCUGGUCUCUUGAAGCUCCUCUGGAGAGUCUCCUUGCCUAUGAAAGUUGUCCAUAAAACCGCUUACUCUCUUCAGGAUGAAAACAUGAAAGCAGAGCUGCGUCAGCUCCGGAGGCAACUGGCCGAUCAGGAGAAGACGUUGCACAGCACGGUGAUGCGCUUGCGCUCGACCAACCAGCUCAAAGAGAACAUGGAGAAAGUCAUCAUCAACCAGCUGGCCUUAACUCACGAUGUUUUAAAGAAGGCAAGAGGAAACCUGGAAGUUCAGCCAGCUGAGAACAAAAUCUCGACCGCCUGCUUCAGCACGAAAAGGGUUUUGUGA